Poecilia latipinna (sailfin molly) is the source of this 1178-nucleotide messenger RNA. Its product is annotated as glutathione S-transferase kappa 1. The record is from RefSeq and is a predicted model, not a curated record. Gene Ontology annotation, molecular function: glutathione transferase activity; glutathione peroxidase activity. Lineage: Eukaryota; Metazoa; Chordata; Actinopteri; Cyprinodontiformes; Poeciliidae. Gene Ontology annotation, biological process: glutathione metabolic process. Bases 362 to 1048 code for a protein of 228 amino acids. Gene Ontology annotation, cellular component: mitochondrion; peroxisome. The transcript is spliced from 7 exons.
UAACGUUGUUGGUCAACCUCCAUUAAGAACCAGAAGAAGAGAAAUGCUACUUUUGAGAAGUAGUUGUUUUUUUCUGAUUUAAUAUUUUAAUGUGUUAUUUGAGUUAAUGUUACUUCGUGGAGUAACCAGUUGUAGCGCUGUGGCUAACUGCUAACGAAUUUGCGCUGUUUGUUUAUCAUUUCUCUGCCGAACUACAAACGCCAAGCUAGGUUGCUCUGCGUCAGGUUAGUUCAACUUUGACUCACUUGGAGAUUCUCCAAGGUUGCUUGAUAGAGCAGCACAAGAACUUCGACCUGUACCGAGUUAAGUUAGUGUGAAUCUAAACGUAAGGGUUAGCAUUUGCAAAGAUAAAGACCCGAAGAUGACCUCAAAGAAAGUGGUGGAGCUGUUCUAUGAUGUGGUCUCACCUUACUCCUGGCUCGGGUUUGAGAUCAUCUGCCGCUAUAGAAACGUGUGGAACAUCAACCUGAAGUUUCGUCCUGCGUUCCUCGGAGGCAUCAUGCAAGGAGCAGGAAACAAGCCUCCUGGUUUAGUUCCCAACAAAUUUGCCUACAUGACUAAGGAUCUCCACCGCCUGGCCAACUACUUUAGCGUCCCUUUACACCCACCUGCUGACCCAUUUGAGGUCAUGUUCCAAAAAGGAACUUUGUCUGCGAUGCGGUUCGUGACAGCAGUGCAGCACAUGGAGACGGAUGGAGACAAGCAGGUGGAGCAGGUUUCCAGGGAGCUGUGGAGGAGGAUCUGGAGUGAAGACAAGGAUGUCACUAAACCUGAAUCCUUCUCUGAGGCAGCCAAAAAAGCAGGACUGAGUGACGAUGAGAUUGAAAAAGCGCUAGAGUUGUCCACCUCGCAGGAGAUCAAAGAUAAGCUUAAACGUUCAACAGAGGAGGCCCUCAACUACGGGGCAUUUGGUUUCCCGAUGCUGAUUUGUCAUGUUGAUGGAAAACCCGAGAUGUUUUUUGGAUCUGACAGAUUUGAGCUCAUGGCCAACUGCAUUGGAGAGAAGUGGUUGGGGCCUAACCCAGACAGGUCUGCCUCCAGGCUGUGAGAUCAGACCUCCUUUAACUCACUAUUCCAGCCAACACAGAUUUUCUAAGCUGUGCCUUCUGAAAUUUAUGUAAAGUCUACAUAAUUUUUGUUUGAGACAAAAGAUAAAAAAUAAAUUUUUUCUGAAAAUA